AAAUCGCAAAUUUAAAUUUGAUCUCAUCAAAAACCAAAGAACCGCAGCGCAUGCAUCAACGUUCCGCAAUGGGAUUAUUAAUAAAUAUUAUAAAAUGGCUAAUGCUAUUUGCUGUUGUCACAGCAUACUCUUCCUCCACAGCCUUGGCUGUCAAUCCACCCGAUGCCGACCAAAAAGGACCCGUCUUCUUAAAGGAACCCACCAAUCGCAUUGACUUCUCCAACUCCACUGGCGCCGAAAUUGAAUGCAAAGCUAGCGGUAACCCAAUGCCUGAAAUUAUCUGGAUUCGUAGCGAUGGCACCGCUGUGGGUGAUGUACCCGGUUUGCGCCAAAUCUCAUCGGAUGGCAAAUUGGUAUUCCCUCCAUUCCGUGCUGAAGAUUAUCGCCAAGAAGUCCAUGCCCAGGUGUAUGCCUGUUUGGCUCGCAAUCAAUUUGGUUCGAUUAUAUCGCGUGAUGUACAUGUUCGUGCCGUCGUUUCACAAUUCUACAUAACCGAGGCCGAAAACGAAUAUGUCAUCAAGGGCAAUUCAGCGGUUAUGAAAUGUAAAAUACCCUCAUUUGUUGCCGAUUUUGUACACAUUGAGGCCUGGGUCGAUGAAGAGGGUGUUGAACUAUGGCGUAAUAAUUCAACACAGGCUUAUGAUGGCAAAUACUUGGUUCUGCCCUCUGGAGAAUUGCACAUUCGUGAAGUCGGCCCCGAAGAUGGUUACAAGAGUUAUCAGUGCCGCACCAAACACAGAUUGACCGGUGAAACCAGAUUGAGUGCUACCAAGGGACGUUUGGUGAUUACAGAACCAGUUGGUAGGGUAUCACCAAAAUUCCCCUCCCAACAAGUAAGCAGUACCUUUGUAGCGGCCUCAUAUCAAAGUUUAACAUUACUGUGUCCGGCUCAAGCCUAUCCGGCACCGGUAUUUAG
Messenger RNA from Musca vetustissima, 916 nucleotides. Its product is annotated as cell adhesion molecule Dscam2-like. Gene Ontology annotation, biological process: cell-cell adhesion. The transcript has 5 exons. NCBI's taxonomy places the organism in Eukaryota, Metazoa, Arthropoda, Insecta, Diptera, Muscidae. The annotation marks the transcript as partial. The record is from RefSeq and is a predicted model, not a curated record.